AUGUGGAGGUGCAGAAUCUACUAUUCUACCAAGUGUAAGGCCUUUUUGAGAUCCCAAGAAGACAACAUAAUUGGUGAGGUUCCACAACAUUGUCAUGAUUCCAAACCGCAAGUAGCUCAGGCUAAUAUUAUUAAGGCCUUAUUGAAGCGUGACAUGAAGGCAGUUGGUGCAACUCCAACAAAUGUAUUGGGACAUGUAUUAACCAACCUAAGUUGCGAUGUAUUGGAACAUUUGCCAAAGCAAUCUUCCUUGACCAGAAAUCUUUUCAACCACAAGAAAACGGCUCAUAUUCCGAAUCCGACCACAACAAAUUUUCGGAUCCAUGAAAAUUAUGCGGACUUGAUUCUGCACGACACAGGAGCGGACGAUCAAGAAAGGAUUUUGGACGUUACUAAUCUGAAAAUCCCAAAAUAA
Molecule: messenger RNA, 414 nt
Organism: Ceutorhynchus assimilis (cabbage seed weevil)
Lineage: Eukaryota; Metazoa; Arthropoda; Insecta; Coleoptera; Curculionidae
Source: the annotation of a GenBank genome assembly